AUGGAGACCGAACUCUCGUAUCCUCCAGCUGACUUCGGCCUGGCGGAGUUCAACGGCUCCUUCUGCCAUCUCAACACUCUGCUCCUCUCUUCCUCUGCUCGGAGCGGGCACUUUCCGCUGCAGAAUUUCGGUAUCGAAGCCAGCAUCUCCCAACUCUCCGCUAGGUUUCCUCCUAGCCGCCAUAAUUCCCUCCCGAAGAACGGCAGGAAGGGGCGGCGCGGCGUCGAGAUAGUUUUUGCAUCAGCUUCCCUCUCUGCGCAUGACCGCGCCGGAUGGCUGAAGCCUUCGACCAGGGGGACCGGCUCUGGGGCCAGAUCACUCAUGAAGGCGCUCUCCACCGCGGAGCGCGCCGUCAUCGGCGCCAUGGCCGGGGGGAUCGCUGGCGCCUUCACUUACGUCUGUCUCCAUCCCAUCGACACCGUCAAGACCAAGCUCCAGACAAAAGGAGCCGCUCAGAUCUACUCGAGCGCCAUUGAUGUCGCCCUCAAGACCUUCCAGGCCAGCGGCAUACUCGGGUUCUACCGCGGGGUAUCCGCGGUUAUCGUCGGAUCCGCCGUCUCCUCCUCUAUCUACUUCGGCACCUGCGAGCUCGGCAAAGCCGUGCUCGGCAAGCUCUCUCACUACCCGCCCCUGCUCAUCCCGCCGACCGCUGGUGCCAUGGGGAAUAUCGUUUCGUCUGCAAUUAUGGUACCCAAGGAGCUCAUUACCCAGCGGAUGCAGGCCGGAGCAGCUGGUAGGUCGUGGGAGGUGCUAUUGAGGAUUUUAGAGAAGGAUGGAAUCCUCGGUCUGUACGCAGGUUAUUCAGCCACAUUGCUGAGGAACUUACCGGCAGGUAUCCUGAGCUAUUCUUCGUUUGAGUAUUUGAAGAGCUUUGUGCUAAGUAGGACCGGAAAGGCCAAUCUCGAGCCCGUGCAGAGUGUGGUCUGUGGGGCGUUGGCGGGGGCAAUAUCAGCAUCUCUGACGACUCCUCUAGAUGUGGUGAAGACACGGCUGAUGACACAAAUCCACGGCGAAGCCAGGAAUAGGAUUUCAGACACAGUGAGACAAAUUCUUGUGGAAGAAGGCUGGCCAGGCCUUUUCCGGGGUAUGGGGCCUCGUGUGCUUCACAGUGCCUGCUUCGCCGCCUUGGGAUAUUUUGCGUUCGAGACUGCCAGGCUAACACUGCUGCAUCGGUAUGUACAGCAUAAGGAACAGAUGGAAAGUAUUAAGGAUUCUGUUUAA
Molecule: messenger RNA, 1221 nt
Organism: Spirodela intermedia
Lineage: Eukaryota; Viridiplantae; Streptophyta; Magnoliopsida; Alismatales; Araceae
Source: the annotation of a GenBank genome assembly